Sardina pilchardus (European sardine) is the source of this 2050-nucleotide messenger RNA. RefSeq names its product small ubiquitin-related modifier 2-like. Gene Ontology annotation, molecular function: protein tag activity; ubiquitin-like protein ligase binding. Gene Ontology annotation, biological process: protein sumoylation. NCBI's taxonomy places the organism in Eukaryota, Metazoa, Chordata, Actinopteri, Clupeiformes, Clupeidae. The transcript has 4 exons. Bases 151 to 438 code for a protein of 95 amino acids. Gene Ontology annotation, cellular component: nucleus. The record is from RefSeq and is a predicted model, not a curated record.
GCUUUUGAACAUAAAUUAUAUUUUAGUGAAAAUGCGCGUUCCCUCGUGAACGCGCACGCAAGAUGGGCUUUUAAAAAGGGGGGCGCGUAGGCGCGCGCACGUUGACUCUUUGUGUAGCAGGAUAGAGAAGCCCAAAUACAAUUAGGUACCAUGGCCGACGAAAAGCCCAAGGAGGGAGUGAAGACGGAAAAUAAUGAACACAUCAAUCUCAAAGUGGCUGGACAGGAUGGCUCAGUAGUGCAGUUCAAAAUCAAGAGACACACACCACUCAGUAAACUGAUGAAGGCAUACUGUGAAAGACAGGGUCUGACCAUGAGGCAAAUUCGCUUCCGGUUUGAUGGACAGCCCAUAAAUGAAACAGACACACCUUCACAGCUGGAAAUGGAGGAUGAAGACACAAUUGAUGUUUUUCAGCAACAGACUGGAGGCUUCUUCUAAAAGGGUGAAGAAUGUUCCUCUUCUCCACCCCUCCAACUUAUACAGCUGCACCUCCUCACUUUUCCCCAAUAUCAUGUUCAAGUCGAAUCCGUUCCAAAGCAGACCAUCUCACAGUUUAAUGGAUCUGUGGUUAUACAUUGGGGCUCUUUUAGUUUCAUUUAGAUUUUUUUGUUUUUUGUUUUUUUUGUACAUAUAUUGAUUUUGCAAGGCAAAUGCUACAUCUGAAAAAUGUUUAAGUGUAUUGCUGCAUAAUGUUCCAAGCCCACUAUCCUGCCACAGUCUGCUUUUACUAGAGGUUAGGUUUCAGGUAUGUUGGUGUUUUGUGCUGUGAGGAGACAAGGGAGUCCAAUAGGGAGUAAGUAAGCUUGGGUUUCUCUGUUGUGUGUCCAUGCAUCGCUAGUGUUCCUACUUCAGUCACAUGUUAGUCACAUUGCGAUCUCAUUGGAUGAUUGGAUACCAAACAAAAUCUUUAUGGUAGCCUUAUCCAGCCUUAUCUAUUAAACUAUGCUAACAGGUGUUAAGUGAACAUGUUAAGUUAAGUUAACAUGAGCCUAACUUUAAGUAAGAUUGCUGAUUCCUUUGUCCAAAGCUGUACAUCACACAAUAUACAUAUUACUACAUUGUUAUCGCUCAUACUCUUAAUUCAGCUCAUCACCAUGGUAUUAGCUUGCAAUUAUUUCAUAACUAAGGUGGCUGGUGCUAUACAAACCAAAUUGUUUGGCUGACAAAUUAGGUAAUUUCUAAGGCCAUUUGCAAUAAAUUUGUUUAUCCUGUUAUCGUGAACCAAAUCUAAAUAUGUGUGCUGAAUUCUGCACUGUACCUAAAUAGAUCUUAGAGUAAAGUUAAGAAGGACAUACAUACAAACCCAAAAUUGCAUCUUAUCUAAUUAGGGUUAGAUAAAUAAAAUGAGAUACGAUGUGAUGGGCAAUGAGAAAGCAGGGUAGCGGACAGGAGGGCGCUUGACGAGGUAUGGACACAAAUAAAUCAUUGCUUCCAUUGGACAAGAAUAUAUGAACAAAUAUCUCCAUUUACGUACACGUGUAUAUGAAUGGAACUGUAAAACCCUAACUUCAUAACCAUGUAUAUUUUGUUUUGCUGGAAUGGUGAGUGGAGAAUGUGUGGCACCCCAAACAGAAAAGAGAUUUACAGUAUAUACCAGCACACCAGUAUUUACAUGACAUGAUAUGGAGACAGAACAACACAACCUUCAUUCUGAAUGCUUGUACAGUCAUUUGUUUGGUUUGCUUCCUGACAGUCUUCAGGUCAUGAUUAGCCUUACAGUGAAUUUCAGAAAGUUGCGCACCACUUUAGAAGCCAUAAGCCGUUUUGAUUAUGACCGGAAGGGGUUGCACCGUUUGCCUCAUUCCCUGAAAUUAGAGUGGCUCCUCACCCAACUUUUCUGUUGUUUCCGAAUAUUUUAUAUCUUUAUAUAUAUAUAUAUAUAUAUAUAUAUAUUAUAAAUAUAAAUAUAUAUAUUGUAGCAGUUGUGUAUAGUAUGGAACUGGUUGGAAUAGGAUAAGGAUAAGAAAACCCUAAAGGAUGUUUCAUUCAAGAUGAGUAUCUGUAUUGUGGAAUACAUUUCUUGUUAAAAUAAAGUUGUUCAUUUUUUAAA